AUGGCUUCCAUCAUCCACAAGGAGAGAACCGGCAAGGGCCUCAAGAUCAGCGAGGAUGUCGUCCUCAAGGAGGAGAUGUACGAGGAGGAGGAUGACCCGCCACGACCCAACAUCUGGAGAGACCUGCCAUCCAAAUUCCAGGAUUUUGCCACCAUACAGGCAGCCAUGCACCAGUCUGUCGCCAACCCAUCGUUCCUCGCCAGGGGCGCCAGCGUGGCUCAGGUCGAGCGUGACUUUGAGCGAAUCUUUGGAGCCAUGACACGACCGCCAGUGCACUCGCAGCUGGACAUGGCCUACGCAGCCGCACCUCCUCGUCCUCCUCACCAGGCCACAGACUCACCAGCUCAGGCCCUCCAUAUCGACACGUCGUUACCAUCACGUCCCGUUCCAGCCUCUGCCCAUCCCGCCGCCGUGCCCUCUCCCCUGACGGGCCAGACUGCCUCCACUCCUGGCAGUAUGUUGUCACCCGGCAUGAGCCCUGCGGCCCUUGGAAGUCCUACGUUUACCUUUGGCCUCCAUCCGCACUCCGUCGCGAGUCCCAUGACGACACCCAACACGAACUUUCCACAGAUGUCACCGCCACUCAAUUCGGACCACAUGACGAGCCGCUCCCAGUCCGUUGCUGCGAGCGAGGCGGGCAGCGGCUCCUCGCACGUGAACACAGCUCUUCACAAUCAUGCAGCCUCACAAGGCCUGCGGCGGGCGCGCCAGGCGUCGAGCGGACUGCGCUCGGCGCUUCAUACACCUGGACACUCGACGGCUACUACACCUUCAGGGGAGCCGCUGUCCAAGCGCCGGCGGUCAGAGUACGAUGCCCCAUUGACUACCACGCCAGGGCCACCGACGGCACACUUCACCUCCCAGCUGCCACAGAACCUGCACGACAUAUUUGCAGGCGCGUGGAUGGACAAUAUGCAGGGAGGAUGGCAGCUCGACAACCCGGGGCUUUUUGGCCCUCAGCAGACUCCCAUGGUCUUACAAGACCCACCGCCUCCGAGAAACCAGCACCGCCAUUCUGUGCCCUUCCCGAACCAGCCCAUGUCGAGGAUCUCUUCGCAACUGUCAGCCUCUGCGACCGGCCAGCCUGCCUCCGCGGCGACCGAUUGCCACGCGACACGAGACAGUUCUUCCAUCAGUCCCACCUUGGUUCAUGACUCUGCAUCGCCGCGUGCGUCUGCUGAGACAACACCGGCCGCCACGUUUGAUAACGAUCUGGCUCUGUAUGAGAUGGCCAAGAGCAACCCAUCCUUUGAUUGGUGCGCCAGCAAUAUGGUUGCUGAUCUUCCUACUACGGGAGAUUUCAACAUCGAUGACUUCCUCAACAUGCCAUCCUCUCAGGAGGCGGCCGACAAUAUCAACAACAAUGGUCUACCAUGGUAUUAA
Molecule: messenger RNA, 1383 nt
Organism: Cryphonectria parasitica EP155
Lineage: Eukaryota; Fungi; Ascomycota; Sordariomycetes; Diaporthales; Cryphonectriaceae
Exons: 1
Coding region: 1-1383 (460 amino acids)
Source: RefSeq, a predicted model, not a curated record